Molecule: messenger RNA, 4138 nt
Organism: Sipha flava (yellow sugarcane aphid)
Lineage: Eukaryota; Metazoa; Arthropoda; Insecta; Hemiptera; Aphididae
Gene: CASK
Product: peripheral plasma membrane protein CASK
Exons: 24
Coding region: 600-3461 (953 amino acids)
Biological process (GO): regulation of neurotransmitter secretion; protein phosphorylation
Cellular component (GO): plasma membrane; cell-cell junction
Molecular function (GO): protein kinase activity; signaling receptor binding; ATP binding
Source: RefSeq, a predicted model, not a curated record
CUGUAGCAGCAGCUGCGUCUUAUCAACAGUCUUAUCUACGACCGCGGUAACCAAAACACAGCGAGACACCGGGUUGAAGUUGGCCGCGGGCAUCAAACCUAGGUGCGACAUUCGUGCCGAAACGACGGCCCAAAGUUCAGCAGGGCGGGGACGGGCCACCUCCACCGCUACCAGCAGCAGGCGCCGAGCAGCCAGCAGACCAGCAGGCACAGCUGAAGCCAGCCAGCGCCCAGUAGCAUCGGAUGUCCACGUUCGUUGGUUCACUCGACUUUUUGAGAAUCGUGGUCGUGGCGGUGACGGCGCCACUCGUGUUUUUGUUGUGGUUCUUCUCCCGGCCUCCCGUUCUCGUUUCGUCGGUUUUAUUCUUCGGUCCAUCCUGGUGCUAUUUCGACUGUCCAUCGUCGUCGCCAACCUCGUAAAGAUUGUCCCUUCCGUGUUGAAUCAUUUCUGUCCACUCGUUACCUUCUAGAACCGUCAUUGCCUGGGGUCUCCUAUCAAGACCAACGAACACAUAUUACACACACACACAAACACAAACACACUUAACUCACAAGCAUUGCUUGGUUGUUAUGGUUGUCGAACAAUUAUAGUGGUAAACCAUGGCUGACGAGGAAGUACUUUUCGACGAUGUCUACGAACUGCUCGAGACCAUCGGAAAAGGACCAUUUAGUUUGGUGAAACGAUGUGUUCAUCGUCAAACUGGUCAACAAUUUGCUGUUAAAAUAGUAGAUGUUGCAAGUUUUACAUCAAGUCCUGGUCUAAGUACAUCAGACUUAAAAAGAGAAGCUACAAUAUGUCACAUGUUGAAGCACCCUCAUAUUGUGGAACUGUUAGAAACAUACAGCUCUGAAGGAAUGCUUUAUAUGGUUUUUGAAUAUAUGGAUGGAUCUGACAUUUGUUUUGAAAUUGUUCGUAGAGCAACUGCUGGUUUUGUUUAUAGCGAAGCAGUAGCUAGCCAUUAUAUGAGACAAACUCUUGAAGCAAUUAGAUACUGUCAUGACAAUGACAUUAUUCAUAGAGAUAUUAAACCUCAUUGUGUCUUAUUGGCUACAAAAGAGAAUUCAGCACCAGUCAAACUCGGAGGAUUUGGUGUUGCUAUACAGUUACAUGAUGGAAGCUCUAUUAAUGGAGCAAAAAGUUUUGAUGAUUUGUCCCGACCCAAUUUGAGUGCUAACGGCCAAGUUUAUUUACAAUCAGACAGACAGGGACGCAUCGGAACUCCUCAUUUUAUGGCUCCAGAAGUUGUAGAAAGACAGCAAUAUGGUAAACCUGGAGAUGUUUGGUCAGCUGGAGUUAUAUUACAUAUACUUUUAUCUGGCCUCACCCCAUUUCUUGGGACUGGUGAUCGACUUUACCACAAUAUAUGUAAUGCUAAAUUGAAUUUUAAUAGACCACAAUGGGAACCUAUUAGUGAAGCUGCUAAAGAUCUUAUAUGUAAGAUGUUAUGUUUAGAUCCUAAGAAACGUUUGACAAUUCAGGAUGUUUUAAAUCACAGAUGGCUGAGGGAAAGAGAUAAGAAUGCAUCUAAAAUACAUUUGGUAGAUACAGUAGAACAAUUGAAAAUAUAUAAUAGUCGUCGACGUUUACGUGGAGCUGUAAUGGCAGCAGUUUCAUCGCCACGCUGGACUUACCAAUCUUCUUUGGAUUCAAAUUCUAACGCUAUUGAACAGUUUUCAGAUUUUGGUGAUGAUGAUAUUAGUAAUUCAGCUGUUGGUGUUAUUCUAAGUUCAUUGGAUGAUAUUCAAUGUAUACAGGAAGCACUUCCUGAUACCCCACAAACUGUUUUACCUUUAUUAGAUGAUGAACAAUUGUGUAAACUGUUAGAACUGUAUCAUUUCAUAAACUCUAGCCGGACUGAUUUGGAAAAGAAGCCAUCUGUACCUAUAUCAGAAGACUUGAUUAGUUUAGUACAUGAUGUCUUGGAUAUACUCACUACAUUACCAAACCAUUCUCAGACAGCUUACGAUGGUGGCCAGCUUAGAGAUAUAUUAACAAGACCAUUUUUAAAGUCGCUGAUGCAAGCCCACGAUGUAGCGGCUCAUGAGAUAUUCGGUGAAGAAGCUGUUCGAGUGACGCCGCCGUUGGUCUUGCCGUAUUUGAACGGCAACGGCAUCGAUGAUGGCGAAAACGGUCUGGACGACGACAUAGAACCCGAGAACGUCACGCGCGUCAGACUUGUACAAUUCCAAAAGAACACCGACGAGCCAAUGGGUAUAACGUUAAAAAUGAACGAAGACGGCAAGUGUGUUGUCGCGCGCAUAAUGCACGGUGGCAUGAUUCAUCGUCAAGCCACACUGCACGUCGGAGACGAAAUCCGAGAAAUCAACGGAAUAUCGGUGUCUAACCAAUCCGUGGGAGCGCUUCAGAAACUUUUGAGAGAAGCCAGAGGAUCCGUCACUUUUAAGAUAGUGCCAUCCUACAGAAGUGCACCGCCACCAUGCGAGGUACAAUUGUUCAGGAUAAAGCCAUUACCUGUGAUUAUAUUUGUUCGUGCUCAGUUCAGCUACGAUCCCCUUCAAGAUGACUUAAUACCAUGCGCACAAGCUGGUAUAACGUUCAACAUUGGAGACAUAUUACAGAUAAUUAGUAAAGACGAUCAUCAUUGGUGGCAAGCCCGCAAAGACAACUCAGCCGGUUCAGCUGGGCUAAUACCAUCGCCGGAACUCCAGGAAUGGCGUAUCACCUGUAAAGCUCUAGAAAAUUCCAAACACGAACAAGAAUCCAGUUGCUCGUCACACGAAGGGUGUGAUGGUACCACCGUUAAUUGCUCAAUAUUCGGACGUAAAAAAAAAUUAAAAGAAAAAUAUCUAGCCAAACACAACGCUGUAUUCGACCAUAUUGACUUGGCCACUUACGAAGAAGUAGUUAAACUACCAUCGUUCCAACGGAAAACGUUGGUUCUUCUUGGUGCGCACGGGGUCGGCCGGAGGCAUAUAAAAAACACAAUCAUCCAAAAACAUCCGGAUAAAUACGCUUAUCCUAUGGCUCAUACAACAAGACCGCUGAAAUCGGGUGAAGAAAACGGCAUAGCUUAUUAUUUCGUUACGUACGAUGAGAUGAUGACCGACAUCAACGCGCACGAGUACUUGGAAUAUGUAGGCACCCACGAUGACGCCAUGUAUGGCACGAAGCUCGACACGAUCAGAAAAAUUCAUCAAGAGGGCAAGAUCGCCAUACUGGACGUCGAACCCCAAGCGCUGAAAAUAUUGCGCACAGCCGAGUUCGCGCCGUUGGUUGUAUUCAUUGCUGCCCCGCCACACCGAUCACUCACAGAUGUGAGUUUUGAUGGAAGUCUAGAAAAACUCGCCAACGAAUCCGAACUGCUCCAACGUGCGUACGAACAUCUGUUCGACAUAACUAUUGUCAAUGAAGACAUCGAAGAAACCAUUGAUGAACUGGAAAGGGUAAUGGACCGAGUGCACUCAACGCCACAAUGGGUGCCUGUUGCAUGGGUAUAUUAAAUUUUAAACGCUACCAACAUAUUAAACUACUAAUAAUUAUAUGAUCUUGAGUGCCACCAACACGACACGGUUCAACAUUUUGUACAACUGACUCAUACUUAACACAUAGAUCUGCAAAUUUUGGUACCUAAUUUGAUUUAUUAAAUUAAUUUGUUUUUCUUUUGUAAAAUUAGCGUUAAGUGGUAACUAAUCACAGAUCUCAUUAAUUUAUAUUAAUUUUGUUUUUAUUAGAAACUGAAGGCGAGUGUUUAUAAGGUUAAUUUAUUUUAUCCAAAUUGUUAGGUCUAUGUUUUGGGUCCAAUAAUAUAAUUAUGUUAACGCAACUAAUACACACGCCUAACACCAACAUUCCCCUUAAUCAUUUGUUAUUACUAUAGCAAUAUUUUGACAACUCAUUAACAUAUUUUGUUUUAAAAACCUAAUUAUUUAUAAGCUACAUAAAUCGAUUUAUUUUGGUACCUAUUAAGUUGAUCCCAAAAAUCAAAAAUAUUAUUAAUAUUAUACUUGUUGACUUAUUUAGUCGCUAUUUUGUUGUUAUAAUUGUAUUGCUCGCGAGAGUAUUUUCUUUAUAAUUACAUAUAUGAAUUAUACAUAGUUACUCAUUUUGUUAGUGACUCGUUGUAGCUUCUAUUGAAGCUUUUUUGACUUAAAUAACAGUGUACAGAUGCCUUGGUUAA